Messenger RNA from Sinocyclocheilus anshuiensis, 1262 nucleotides. It is a transcript of the gene insig2, whose product is annotated as insulin induced gene 2. The coding region runs from base 182 to 862 and encodes 226 amino acids. Gene Ontology annotation, biological process: SREBP-SCAP complex retention in endoplasmic reticulum; cellular response to insulin stimulus; SREBP signaling pathway. The record is from RefSeq and is a predicted model, not a curated record. The transcript has 6 exons. Gene Ontology annotation, cellular component: SREBP-SCAP-Insig complex; endoplasmic reticulum. NCBI's taxonomy places the organism in Eukaryota, Metazoa, Chordata, Actinopteri, Cypriniformes, Cyprinidae.
GAUCAGCGGGGCGGAAGUCCAGCAUUAUCCGCGGGGAAAACAGGAAGAAAGGUCUUCCUUCGAUUAGGACUUUAACAUCUCAAUUCAGAGGAAGACAGACAGUUCUUUAACGCGUUAGCACGGCAUGUGAUGUCAGCUGACAGCAGCAGAUGUAGCUGACAUCCUUCUGUCACAGCGGCCAAUGGCGGAGGUUUCGGCACUGAGCAGUGGUGCUCUGAUGCGCCGCGGGCCCUACAUCAGCAUGAUCACCAAUCGGACCAUGAACGUGCUGAUCCGUGCUGCCGUGCUCUUUAUGGUGGGCGUGUUUCUAGCGCUCGUGCUGAACCUGCUACAGGUGCAGCGUAACGUCACUCUCUUCCCUCCUGACGUCAUCAGCAGCAUUUUCUCAUCCGCCUGGUGGGUUCCUCCCUGCUGUGGAACAGCCGCAGCGUUGAUAGGUUUGCUGUACCCCUGUAUGGAUCGUCGUCUGGGGGAGCCGCAUAAGCUCAAGAGAGAGUGGUCUAAUGUGAUGCGCUGUGUGGCCGUCUUUGUGGGUAUAAAUCAUGCCAGUGCUAAGGUGGACUUUGCCAAUAAUGUGCAACUGUCAUUGACGCUGGCUGCCCUGUCUGUCGGCCUGUGGUGGACGUUCGAUCGUUCACGCAGUGGUUUUGGGCUGGGAGUUGUCAUUGCAAUACUUGCCACACUGGCCACCCAGCUACUGGUUUACAACGGAGUCUUUCAAUAUACCUCCCCUGACUUCCUGUACAUUCGGUCCUGGCUGCCAUGUAUCUUCUUCGCAGGGGUAAUAACUGUGGGGAAUAUUGGACGACAGCUAGCUCUGUACGAGUACAAAGUCAGUCAGGAAAAGACCCACCAGGAUUAAUGAAGAAUCCUCUGCACACACGGGAAAAUCCAGGAUAAAGGAGUGAGGAGUCAAGCAGGAGCACCAUGACUGACAGAGCCAGCCAUCAUUGAGGAGGAGCUGCUCUCUGUGUCUGAGGAUGGACAGUGUUAUGAUCUGUUUUCUGCCUCCUCAGGCGCUCAGGUUCUCUAAGUGUGUAACAGUAAGAUAUCAUGUCGUCUACACACUCUCAUACUGUCUUCGGCAGCACUGAAAUACUACCAGCUGCUAUAAAGUGCCAAACUGACUGACUGAUCAAACCGCAUGACUGGAGGCAAAGCCUGGUGUGUACAAGAUGGACAAAAUAUUGACUGAAUAUUUAGAUGCAUUACAUGCAGACACAAAACUGAAUCACAAGGAAUUUUCUAUAUGAUCUUCCUAC